AUGAGCCCACGACUCAUUUCUAUUGAAGCUCGUAAUCUUCGUGUAUUGUUCCGUGAUGUCCGUGGUAGAAUUGAAGAAAAAAAUAUCGGAAUGGAUACAGAGACAUUGAUAGUAGUAAAAGAAGCUAUCUUCCAUAAUAUUGUGAAAAUUAACAACCUCCUCCGUCAUCCAUCAAUCCGAGGCCAUGUGGAUCCUUCAAUUCUUGAACCGGAGGUGCAUGUAGGUUCCUCAUUUAAACAUCUUUUACGAAGAUUGGAGCGACAAGUGAAAGCAGCUUGUAUAUUAGCCGAUGUUGCACACUUAGGCCCAGCGGCAAAUCCUACAGAAGCAGAAGCGUUAAGUAGAAUUAGCGAAAUACUGGAACAACUGUACGAUACAAUAUCACCAGCAUCAUCUCGUUCAGGUUCAGAUACUGCAACUGAAUCUGACUGA
Messenger RNA from Auanema sp. JU1783, 432 nucleotides. The record is from the annotation of a GenBank genome assembly. NCBI's taxonomy places the organism in Eukaryota, Metazoa, Nematoda, Chromadorea, Rhabditida, Rhabditidae.